Messenger RNA from Racocetra fulgida, 262 nucleotides. NCBI's taxonomy places the organism in Eukaryota, Fungi, Glomeromycota, Glomeromycetes, Diversisporales, Gigasporaceae. The record is from the annotation of a GenBank genome assembly.
GAGUUCUCUUGGAAAAAUUGUAAUACUUGCUGAUUUCCCUGAUGCCGAACACAUCCCUAAGCCUAUUUCCUUAAAAAAGGAAGCAGAGGGGGAAGAAAAAACAUAUGGUAGAUUAAGUUGGAAUUCUCCACUAUUUGGCAAUUGCGAAAAGGAUGUUAGUCAUGAAUAUGACGAAGAGGAUGAAGCAAAAAGAUAUUCGAAUAAAAAUGAAAAGAUCGAUGGUGGCAGUAAUGAUGAUAAUGUGGAUGUAGUGGUAAAAUGA